UCGGCCGGGCAUCUGGAAUCCCUUCAGAACAACGGCGAUGGGAAGCUGGGCCCUGGUGGGGACGGUGCUUUGCAGCCUGGUCGCUGCAACCCUCGUCUCAGCUGAUGAAGACUGCAAGUGGUACCUAGACAGAAAUGGCUCCUGGCACCGUGGCAUAGACUGUAACUUCCCCUCUUUCUGCUGUGGUGAUUGCUACCAUCGCUUCUGCUGCUUCGAUGUCAGAAACCUCCUCACUGAACGGCAGCAAAAGCACUGCAUGGCCUUUGGCCCGAGAACCAUUGCUGGCAUCGCUUCAGCUGUGAUUCUUUUUGUGGCCAUUGUUGCCACCAUUGUCUGCUGCUUCCUGUGCUCCUGCUGCUACUUGUAUCAGCGACGGCAUCACAUGCAGACUCCUUAUCAAGGUCAGGAGAUUCCACUUUCUGGCUAUCCUGACCAGCCUCCAGACCCUUAUCCUAUGGAUCCAAAAGCAGGGCCAGCAUCAUUUCAUCCUGGAUAUACACCUGUGUUUCCCUACCCACCUACAGUUCCAGCUGCACAGUACCCUCUAUAUCCACCUGGGCCACCAUACUACAAUCCUACAGCUCCCCCACCAUACCUCCCACCGCAACCAACACAGCCUAGCACUUGAGAAGAUUCUUGUGAGGACUAUUCAAAGGAAGCCUUUCUUUCUGGGCCUGCCAACUCCCUUUUUACAGAACUUGUAGGGGACUCCUGCUGUCCUGAAACUCCAGCCUAUGCGUCAGUAUUUGCCAGUGUUUUUUUUUUUUUACUAGUUAUCUUAUUCUGCAUGGUAGGAAGCAUUAUGACUUUAAUUCAUUUCCCCACCCAUCCCAGUCAUUGAGAGAGUCACCUUGUCCUCCUCUCUUCCUAUAUGGAUUCAGGAAGUAGCUAAUGAUUACAAAUGCGAGUGCACAAAGCUGGUACAAGUGCCAUAAAUAUAAUUUGAGAGAUUACCCUUCUCUGCAACCAAGCUUCUUCAGGAGUAGGCAGGCAGCUUGCCUCCAGGGGGCAGCAGAGAGCUACCUGUCUUUCCCUGAAGAAGAGGAGGGUCAAUUUUAGUUCCAUUCUUCAUAACCUCCAGCUGAUGUUUCAUGUCUUAAGGAAGCCCUGAGCCCUAAGAUGGAUAUAGAUAUUAAAGUCUGAAGAUAUUUGGUGCUGAUAUAGAUUCUUACACUAAGUAGACAUUACCUUGGCCAGAGUCCAGAGGAGAAGCUACUUGAAAGCCCAUGUAGAUUCCCAAAUAAAGCUGUAAGUGCAAUUAAUACACAAGAAAAGUAGAUGGGCCUAGAGACUCUUCUAAGAGGUGAGAUGAGGGCUAGAGAAGAGAAGACACAUUGUUUUCCCUGCUUCUCAGCACAGAAUGAAAGUAAUUCAGUAUUUGAAGAUGUAGAGACGAGCCCACUUUUGGCAUUUCACCUGCAAGAUUUGCUAUGGGUAUUGUCUAGGAAAAACUGGGUGACAAAGAUAAUUCUUCUCUUUGAAUAAUUUGGAUUUUCUGAGGGAUUUUUUUUUUUUUUUACUGAUUUCCAUACUACAUUGAAGAGCAUUUUGAAAUAUCUCUUGUGCAUUCUAGACCAAUCUAAAGAAAAACAGAGUUAAGCCUGCAGGGUCAUAUUAUGACUUCCAAUAUAAACUGCUCUCAAAUUACAGCCCCUUUACCACCCAGUGAUAUGAAAUCUAGAUAUUUCAAAAGGUAAAGUAAGCAUUAGAGCCUGUGGCAAGUUGUGAACUCUUUACCCAUGACAGAGAUAUCUGGUGCUCUAUUCCUGGUUCAUGUGUACUUGUUAAUUCACUGUAAUGUAGUCAUAUUGCCCAUUUCCCACCAGGUAGACCAAGGGGCAAAAAGAACCUGCCAAGAACUGGCAUCUCAGAUGAGCAGGGACAGAAUUCAAUCAGGCUUAAAACUGGUUUAGCAAUUGUGUUAGGGAGAUGCCUUGGCUAAACAACAGAUAUGGUAAUUGGAUAGCCAUUUGGAGGAGUGUUGGUUCCAUAUGUGAAGUCUUAUUAGACCCCUCUUUCCUGGUUAGUUCCAUUUGUUCCAUUUCUAUACAAAUCCCUUCCACCAACAUCCAGAUGGGUUGAACUAGAGUUUCCAGCAUUCCUAGCUAACACAGCUUUCCCCAACCUGGGCAUCCUCCAUGGCUUCAGUUUCAAAUCUUGGAACUCUUCAACCAGCAUCUUCUGUUUUUCUGCAAAUGAGAAGAGAAGACAAUGUCAUUUGUAUAAGAAAUUAGUAUUCUUGCUACUUUUGGUUUAUAGUCACUGGUCAAAAGUAACUGCAGCAAGAAUUUCUUUCAAAUUUCAUGUGAAAAAAAAGUUUUCUCCCAUGGUGAGACUCCUCUCAUAUAUAUAAAUACAUGUUCUUUCAUAAUAUUCUAAUUCAGUUUACAUUCCUUUCUUUUCACUAAGAAAGAUUAGCUAAGAUUAGCUAACCCCUUUGAUUGUCUCUUAAUCCAGCUUCUCAGCUUCGCCUCUGAUCAGUCAACUGUA
This is a messenger RNA of Python bivittatus (Burmese python), 2490 nucleotides long. RefSeq names its product shisa family member 4 (gene SHISA4). NCBI's taxonomy places the organism in Eukaryota, Metazoa, Chordata, Lepidosauria, Squamata, Pythonidae. The record is from RefSeq and is a predicted model, not a curated record.